This is a messenger RNA of Colletotrichum truncatum, 444 nucleotides long. Lineage: Eukaryota; Fungi; Ascomycota; Sordariomycetes; Glomerellales; Glomerellaceae. The record is from RefSeq and is a predicted model, not a curated record.
AUGGAUAUUGGCGCUAAACGAGUCAAUCUCGAGAUGGACUACUACGAAAUGCUAGACCGCCCGAACGUUAAGCUUAUUAAUCUCAAAAAAACACCGCUUAAAUCAUUCUCUCGAAAUGGCGUUGUGACUGAGGGCCACGACAGUACUUUGGACCAUCACGAACUGGACGUCGUGAUUUUGGCUACGGGCUAUGACUCCGUGACGGGAAGCUUAUUGGGUAUGAAUAUCCACGAUAGGCACGGAGUGCGCCUGGAAGAGAAGUGGAAAGACGGAAUAAGCACCUACCUCGGCAUGCUAGUACCUGAAAUGCCGAAUGCGUUUCUCCUGUACGGGCCUCAAGGGCCUACAACUCAGACAAACGCCCCAUCUUUUAUCGAGUUGCAAGUUGACUGGAUAGCCAAUCUUCUUAAGAGGAUGCGAGACGAGAGUAUCGACUUUGUAUAG